Messenger RNA from Aureobasidium subglaciale EXF-2481, 2055 nucleotides. RefSeq lists its product as uncharacterized. The record is from RefSeq and is a predicted model, not a curated record. The coding region runs from base 1 to 2055 and encodes 684 amino acids. The transcript is spliced from 4 exons. NCBI's taxonomy places the organism in Eukaryota, Fungi, Ascomycota, Dothideomycetes, Dothideales, Saccotheciaceae.
AUGAACAUGUAUGUUCCUUACUUACUUGGCGUAGGAAGUCUUGCCUUUGCGACACCCAGUUCUAGUCAGCUUGGAACCGUCGGUAUCCUGGCUUCCGAUGGUCUGAACACACUGGACAACAGUACUGCGAGUGCUGCGUUAUUGUUAUAUGACCCAGUCACAUUGUCAGCAGCAAUCGAUUCAUGCGGGUCUCUGUCAGAGAAACUGUGGUCACCCUCUGACCUACCAUUCAAUGCCGGGUUGAACGACUCACUUGCAUACGAGGUGUACCGUAAGCGCCUCACAAGUCAUGGACUCUUGUGGAUUGAUCAGCCCCACUCGAGCUAUGAGUAUAAACAACCACCUCAUCAAGUACCAAGAUGUCAGGCAAUCGACGUCCACGGAAACAUCCAUCCUGUCAGCUGUAGAGCGAAACUUCCAGCUCUUUGCUCCCAAACCGCCCCAGCAUCCAACAUCACAUACGCGGACAACACCUCGAGAUAUCAGAUCGCCCAAUCUGUUGGCUCACAGUCGCUUGUCGGAUAUCGAGACUUUCUGACCUUCCGAUUCAUGGGAGUUCGAUUUGCUGCCGAGCCCGAGAGAUUCACCUAUUCUUCUCUUCACGAAGGAAGUGGGACCAAUGUUGCUCUUAAGCCUGCGCCCGAGUGCUUGACACUACCUAACAAUGGAUCUACCGAUUGUUUGUUCUUGAAUAUCUGGACAACAAGUUUGCCCGGUCCUUCCAUGAAGAAGGAUCUCAAGCCUGUGAUGGUCUAUAUAUACGGAGGUGGGUUCACGACUGGUUCCGCAAGUAAUCCUACCAAUGAUGGUGGCAAUCUCGCUGCACGCGGAGAUGUCGUGGUGGUUGAUAUCGCCUACCUUCUGUCCACACUUGGCUUCCUCGCUCUUGACGACGGCAUUCACAAUGGCAAUUACUUUCUCUCCGACCAGAUCGCUGGUCUGGAGUGGGUACAGAAGUAUAUUGAGCACUUCGGUGGAGAUCCCACGCGUGUGACGAUAUUUGGCGAAUCGGCUGGUGCUGAAUCUGUCAACGCUCUCAUUGCUUCGCCGAAGGGUAAAGACUUAUUCCACGGAGCUAUCUUGCAGUCGAACUAUUACCAGCCAUACGUUCCUCUAACUACUGCCAUCAACAAGACUACCAGACAAAUUCUCAACCUGACUGGCUGCGCUACAGUUGUCGACCAAUUGACGUGUCUGCAAGCGUACAAUGCGACUGCCUUGCUCGGUCUCGCGACUGUCUUCAACUACCCGGUCGUUGACGGUACAUACCUUGUGUCCGAGUCCAUUGAUCUCAACAGCACAACCAACGUCACUAAUCGCGUAUCGGUAAUGAUGGGCGUCAAUCGUGAUGAAGAAGGUGUCCUCGGAACCGUCUUCCCGACCAACGAUCUCACCACCGGUAUUGAUGACAUAGCCCACGCAAGUCAUCUUAACGCUUCUGCUAUCUUCGAAUCCCAUCUCUUUCCUGUUGGCACUAGUCGCACUGCGAAUGACACUCUGGAUGUUUUCAACACAACUACACGCAUCUCAACAGAUGCCUCAUUCCGCUGCGUCAAUCAGUUUGAAGCCUAUGCUGGCGUCAAGGAUGGCGUCCUGCCCAACAUCUGGUUCUUUGAGUUUAAUCGUACGUACCAGGACCCAGCCUAUAAUCCGAACUUGGUUUGCGCCGCUCCGGUGACACCUUCUCAUCCUUACGGUGACCCUUCACAAGAAUACUUCAAGUGCCAUGCUGGGGAUCUGGCAAAUACUUUUGGUAAUGUAGCUCGUGUGGGCUUUCCUGACCGUGAUGGCUUGGACGCAAAUUUCGGCCAGCUCAUUACUGAUUACUGGACAAGCUUUGCGAGAAAUCUUGAUCCUAAUCCUGACAUGGAGUAUCUCAAGGUGAGAGGAUACUGGAACACCAUCAACCAGAUCGAACAGUCAGGGCCUUGGGAGAAGGUAGACCCUGCACAGCCAAAGAUGAUGGAAUUGCAGUGGAACUCCGUCAUGAUGUCGUUCAGAGAUGUCGAGCAAUGUGCCAUCCUAGGCUUUCCCCUCAAUUAUCUGACACAAUGA